CAUAUAUAUAACAUAUUUUUUUUUUACUUCUUCAAAUAUUUAUUUUUACAUAUUAAUAUACUUAAUAAGCAUAAGUUUUUAUAAAUUUAUAUUUUUUUACCCAUCAAUUAUGAUACAUUUAUUAUCAUAGAAUUAAGUUACUUGUUUGCUCAAAGUUACAAAUUAAGUUUUCAUACAUCAAUUAUAAAAUAUAUAAAUACAACCGUUAGCUGUAACCUCCUAUAUUCCAAAAUAUUUUCUAUAUAUUAGAUAAAAUAACACAAAGAUUAUCAGUGACAAGACACCUUUGUUAUCAUAAAGCGCAAAAGAAUAUCCUAGAGGCAUUAAAAAAAAACUUCACAUAUUGAUAAUUAUUUUUUAAAUAAAAACCAAAAAUGGAGCGACGAGCAUCAACGGAAGAAAGCCUUAUGAUUAUAAGGCACGAUCUCAAAUGUGAGGAAAUGGAUCGUUUGGAGGGUACACAUUUUUAUGGACAACGCGCACAUAUAUUUAUAACACUUGGAGCAUCUGGUGACUUAGCUAAGAAGAAAAUUUAUCCGACACUCUGGUGGUUAUUUCGGGAUAAUUUAUUGCCAAAGACUACAACAUUUUUUGGGUACGCGCGUAGUAAAUUAACUUUGCAGGAUUUACGUGACAGGUGUCAUCAGUACAUGAAAGUUAAACCUGGUGAAGAAGAAAAGUAUGAAGAAUUUUGGAAAUUAAAUAAUUAUGUACAAGGACCUUAUGACUCGGAAAAAAGUUUUGAAAGUUUGAAUAGCGAGCUGGUAAAAUAUGAAAAUGGCUCUGAAGCCAAUAGAUUAUUUUACUUGGCUCUCCCGCCCUCAGUUUUUGAAGAAGUUACUGUUCAUAUUAAAAAUAGAUGUAUGGGUAAAAAAGGCUGGACAAGAGUAAUUAUUGAAAAGCCAUUUGGUCGGGAUGCGCCUUCGUCGCAACGUUUAUCAGAUCACUUGGCUUCUUUAUUUAGCGAAGAACAAAUAUAUCGUAUAGAUCAUUACUUAGGAAAAGAAAUGGUACAAAAUUUAAUGACUCUCAGGUUCGGUAAUAAAAUAUUUAAUCCAACAUGGAACCGCGAUAAUAUCGCAUCUAUACAAAUAACUUUCAAAGAGCCUUUUGGUACUCAAGGUCGCGGGGGAUAUUUUGACGAAUUUGGAAUAAUACGCGACGUUAUGCAGAAUCAUUUACUGCAAAUAUUAUCUUUAGUUGCUAUGGAAAAACCUGCGUCCUGUUGCCCCAAUGACAUCAGAAAUGAAAAAGUUAAAGUUUUAAAAUGCAUAAAACCUUUGGAACUCAAAGAUGUUGUACUAGGGCAGUAUGUUGGUGAUCCAGAUGCCGAAGAUCCUGAUGCAAGACUGGGAUAUCUUGAUGAUCCUACAGUUCCAUCAAAUUCAACAACUCCAACUUACGCGGCGGCAGUUUUGAAAAUAAAUAAUGAGCGAUGGGAUGGAGUUCCAUUUAUUCUCAAGUGUGGAAAAGCAUUGAAUGAACGUAAGGCGGAAGUACGGGUGCAAUAUUUAGAUGUACCAGGAGAUAUAUUUGACGGGAAAGCUAAAAGAAAUGAAUUAGUCAUCAGAGUUCAACCAGGUGAAGCUUUAUACAUAAAGAUGAUGACUAAAACGCCAGGAAUAACAUUUAAUAUGGAGGAAACAGAACUUGAUCUCACUUAUGACAAAAGAUACAAAAAUUUAAAGCUUCCUGAUGCUUAUGAGCGAUUAAUAUUAGACGUAUUUUGUGGAUCUCAAAUGCAUUUUGUACGAAGUGAUGAGCUGUCAGAAGCAUGGAGAAUAUUUACUCCACUACUUCACCAUAUUGAAAAUGAAAAAAUCCCACCGAUUCCUUACAAAUAUAAGUCACGUGGACCAAAACAAGCCGAUGAAAUGGCUAAAGAAAAUAAUUUUGUCUACUAUGGAUCUUACAAAUGGCCAGAACAUCGUUAAAUUAUUUAUAAAAAUCUCAAGAAGUCGCAAAAAAAAAUUUCAUAUUUUUUUUAGCGACACGCUAACAAAUUUAUCCACUUUUUAAAUAAUUAUUUGAAAUAAUUAUUAAAUAAGUGCCUUAAAUAAUUAAUGCCCACUUUCUAUACAAAUUUUUUAUACUGAAAUUAUUUUUAAAAUAAAAACCGUACGACUGUACGUUAA
Molecule: messenger RNA, 2135 nt
Organism: Microplitis demolitor
Lineage: Eukaryota; Metazoa; Arthropoda; Insecta; Hymenoptera; Braconidae
Gene: Zw
Product: glucose-6-phosphate 1-dehydrogenase
Exons: 8
Coding region: 375-1934 (519 amino acids)
Biological process (GO): glucose metabolic process; pentose-phosphate shunt, oxidative branch
Cellular component (GO): cytosol
Molecular function (GO): glucose-6-phosphate dehydrogenase activity; NADP binding
Source: RefSeq, a predicted model, not a curated record